ACGCUGAUUAGAUUGAUCAGAUUUCGUAAAAAUGUAUGCGCCUGUGCGCUCGUUGUGUGAGAUAGUGGUAUAUUAUUCGCAUAUGCAAUGCCAGCCCCGCGAAACAUCUCUUCUACAAGUAGCCUAGCCUACGGUAUCAUUUGAUUGGUAGAAAACAAUUUGCUCCAUAAAAGAACAACGCUGCAUGGAAAAUGUGUUGAUCCAUCAGAAGGAAAGGCCUACAUCACCCCCCCCGGAGAAAGGACAAAUCGGGAUAAGGAUGCUUUUUUUCCAGAAAGGACAUCGUCAGGACAGUAAAACGUCAUUUCGGAGGAAGCAACUUCAGUCCGUACCAUUUCUUACUUUGCUCAAACAACUUAUUUCUGUUUAACAUCUCAAAGGAAUAUCUUACUCUCAAGUGUUCAAAGAGACUGUUGGGAUAUUUUUUGAUACGUUUUGAGGCUUCUCGGCCCUAGCGUCUGUACUUUUGUUGCUACAUUACACCCGAGGACAUGUCUGCUGUGCGGCUGCUGCUCCUGUCUCUGCUUUGUGCCCUCUUUGUGCCCCUGUCUCAUGGGGCGUGUGCAGAGGUGGACUCGGACACUGAGGCCGUUGCAGGCAAAGGGUUCAAACUGGGCUGCAUCUCCUGUAAGAUGAGGCCCGAGGUGGAAGCUUCUGCCACAGUCGACUGGUAUUUCAAAGCCAAAGGGGAAGCUGACUUUGCUCAUAUAUAUAAUUACGAUGAGGAGGGCCAGCACAUUGUGGAUGAGCGCUUUGAGGACCGUGUGGAUUGGAGCGGCAGUAAGCAGAGCAAUGACAUACAGGAUGCGUCCAUCUACCUAUUCAAUGUCACCUUUAACGACUCGGGCACCUACCGUUGCUUCUUCCACCGGCUCCUGACGUAUGAUUUCUACGAAUACCAGACCGUUGUCAGCAAGGUUGUGCACCUGACAGUGGUGGCUAAAGCCACCAGAGGGACGGCCUCCAUAGUCUCCGAGGUGAUGAUGUACGUGUCCAUCAUCGGGCUACAGGCUUGGCUCUACAUAGAGAUGGUAUACUGCUACAGAAAGAUCUCAGCUGCAGGAGAGGAAGCAUUACGAGAAAGCGCGAAUGCAGAAUAUUUAGCUAUAGCCUCGGAGAGUAAAGAUAACUGUGCAGGUGUGCAAGUGGCAGAAUAACCCAGGACCCUUCUUUUCACCCGCUGGUCGUAGUAGUAAGGCAUUCAAGCGGUUCCAUCUACAGACUGGCCUCAUCACCUAUACGACCCCUUGUUUCGCAUGAAGACACCCGGAAGAUGUAUUGUAUCUAUAGUCUUUAUUACCUUACAUGUUACAAUGUUAAUGGAUAAAUGUGAUAUGGUGACAUUACUUUUAGAGUAGUAUGUGUAUGAAUCCUUUUUUUCAGUUUUAAUGAUAUCUCUCUCUAAAGUGUAUGUACAUUUAUAUUAAUUGAAUGGUUAUCAAGAGAGCUUUAUCAACAUGGAAUUAGAAUACUAGAAUGGACAUGAACGUUCUUAUGACGGUAUAAAAGGUCAGCCAUUUUGGUAAAGGAGUUGGUCAACCACAAUGGUCAGCAAGUGCUGUGAUAAGAUAUUGUUUAAAACAAUGAAUUUGAAAAUUAUAUGCACAGUAAUGUUUAUUAGCUAGCUAUCCUGCCAGUUUUAGUAGAAUGAUUCCAUCAUUUUUUUCUAAAUAACUGCCAAUAUGCCGACAUUCCAAACAAACAAUGCAGUCAAUCCACAGUCUGAAAUCAGUUGGUGAUAUGACUUAGACAAAUGUGUAACUGAUAUUGUAUUAUAUUAUAAGAUUCACAGCUUUCCAAGAAAACAAACACUGAGACAUUUGUGGUCUGUUUACAUAUUUUUAUUAUUAUUAUGUAUUUAUAAUUAUAUGACAAUAUUUAGGUUGACAAUUCUAUUACACAAUUUCUGAUACAUCACAUACCUUACUUUUAUUUUCCUGGAUAAGUAAAAACAGGAAAUGCAUCACCUAUGCCUCUACUGAAAUUAAUUCCAAUUUUAUUUUACUACAAUGACUGCCAUUAUCAUCCCAUUCUGGAACUUUGAGGGUUUAUUACAUUGCCCCUCAAGAAAUUUCAUAGGAUCUCUAUGUUUAUCACACACUGUAUUAAUCAAUCCAUCCACUCCACCUGUUGUAUGUCUUCUAGAUUAUGCACAAUUAUCAUGAAAUGUACUAACCUUCAAAGGUAUUUUCAUUAUAGAAUGUGAUUGCCUAUAAUAGACUGUCUACAAUGUACAAUGUUAUGUGAAGAUAAUGAUAAAUUAAAUAAUACAAUUAAUUGAA
Messenger RNA from Coregonus clupeaformis (lake whitefish), 2282 nucleotides. RefSeq names its product sodium channel subunit beta-1. Gene Ontology annotation, biological process: sodium ion transport; cardiac muscle cell action potential involved in contraction; regulation of heart rate by cardiac conduction. Gene Ontology annotation, molecular function: sodium channel regulator activity. The record is from RefSeq and is a predicted model, not a curated record. The transcript is spliced from 8 exons. Bases 492 to 1157 code for a protein of 221 amino acids. Gene Ontology annotation, cellular component: voltage-gated sodium channel complex. Lineage: Eukaryota; Metazoa; Chordata; Actinopteri; Salmoniformes; Salmonidae.